GGGAGCCAGAGCCGGAGCCGGGGGCCGGGGCCGGGCCGGGGCCAGGCCCGAGCAGCAGCCGCACCAGCCCCAGCGCCACAGCGGCGGGCGGGAGCAGCUGCGUCGCCAGCAGCACCAGCCGCAGGAACAGCACCAGCUUCGAUCUGAGUCGGGGCCGCGGGCGGGCGGCGGGUAGAGGGCAGUGGGCAGCAGCCGGCAGACAGCGAGAGGCGGGCGGCUGACGGCUGGCGGUGGGCAGCGGGCAGCCGGCGGGGACAGCGUCUCGGCUCCGUUGCGGGCCAUGUGAGGGGGGAGGAUGCUCGUGGCGCCCGGCCCCCCGAGCCCCCGGAGCCUCCCCACCGCCGCCGCCCGCCAGCAGCCCCGGGCCGCUCCCCCAGCCGCUGCUCCGACGGCCACGGCUACGGCCGCGGCGGACCCGGGGGGCCGGCAUGUAGCGGGCCCGCCAUGGCCGGCACGGACGGCGGCGGCGGCGGAGACCUGAAGACGGCCCGCCUGUGGCGGGAGGCCGCCCUGCGAGCGCGCAAGCUGCGGGGCAACCUGCGGCAGCUGAGUCUGAGCGGGGCCGCGGCCACCGCCUCCUCGGACCAGGGUCCCGGCCCCGGCUCCGGGUCGCCCAGCCCCACGUCGGCCCAGCAGCCUCCGCCUCUCGUGCUGCCCCCCGACCUCGCCGACGUGGAGGUGCUCAACCUGGGCAACAAUGCCCUGGAUGAGUUGCCCACCGGCCUGGCCACCGCCCUGGGCAGCCUACCCCUCCUGCGGGGUCUGGUGCUGCGCCGGAACCGCCUGCCCAGGCUUCCCCCGCUGCUCGGCCAGCUGGGCGCCCGCCUCACCGAGCUGGAUGUGAGCCACAACCGGCUGGGUGCCGUGACCGCGGAGGUGCUGAGCGCCCUGCCCCAGCUUCGCAAACUCAACCUCAGCCACAACCAGCUGGUCGACCUGCCCGCCCAGCUGGGCACCCUGGGCCACCUCGAGGAGCUGGACGUCAGUUUCAACAAGCUCCCCCAGCUGCCCGAGGCCCUAGGCCACCUGCGUGCCCUACGCACACUGGACCUGGACCACAACCAGCUCACCGCCUUCCCCCCUCAGCUCCUGCAGCUGGCCACCCUGGAGGAGCUGGAUGUGUCGGGCAACCGACUUCGAGGCCUGCCGGAGGAGAUUGGAACCCUUCGAGCUCUCAAGAUCCUCUGGCUUAGUGGGGCUGAGCUUGGCACCCUGCCCUCUGGCUUCUGCCAGUUAGCCAGUCUGGAGAGCCUGAUGCUGGACAGCAAUGGGCUGCAAGCCCUGCCCGCCCAGUUCAGCAGGCUCCAGCAGCUGAGGAUGCUGAACCUCUCCUCCAAUCUCUUUGAGGACUUCCCCGGGGCUUUGCUGCCUCUGGCCAGCCUGGAGGAACUCUACUUGAGCCGCAACAGGCUUACUGCAGUGCCUGCCCUGGUGUCAGGCCUGAGCAAACUGCUCACCCUAUGGCUGGACAAUAACCGGAUUCGCUAUCUGCCUGAUUCCAUCGUGGAGCUGACGGGCCUGGAGGAGCUGGUGCUACAGGGGAACCAGAUUGCUGUGCUGCCUGACAAUUUUGGGCAACUCUCCCGUGUGGGCCUGUGGAAGGUCAAGGACAACCCGCUGAUUCAGCCACCCUAUGAGGUGUGUAUGAAGGGCAUCCCCUACAUCGCAGCCUACCAGAAGGAGCUAGCCCACUCCCAGCCUGCAGUGCAGCCUCGACUCAAGCUGCUGCUCUUAGGCUGCAAGGCUGCAGGCAAGACCUCCCUGCGCAGAUGCCUCACUGAGGGAGACCGGGAGGAAGGGGUCCGAGCAGGGAAGGGUAGAGAGAAGGGCCACCCGGGCCUGGACUCUGUCCUUGGUCCAACUUUGAGCAACAGUAAGGGCAUCGAGGUGACUAGCUGGACUGCCGACGCCGCCCGGGGCUUGCGCUUUAUCGUCUAUGAUUUGGCGGGGGACCAGAGCUAUGAGGUCAUCCAGCCCUUCUUCCUCUCCCCGGGGGCCCUUUAUGUACUGGUGGUCAACCUGGCCACCUAUGAGCCCUCCAGCUUCCCCUCCGCAGUGGGCUCUUUCCUGCAUUGCGUGGGGGCCCGCGUGCCGCACGCCGUGGUCUGCAUCGUGGGCACCCACGCGGACCUGUGCGGAGAGCGGGAGCUGGAGGAAAAGUGCCUGGACAUUCACAGACAGAUCGCCCUGCAGGAGAAGCAGGACGCGGCCGGUUUGGGCCGCCUGGCCAGCGCCGUGGACGAGGCCCUGGCUGGGGACUUUGAGCUGCGCUGCGCCAGCCCCCACGCAGCCUAUUACGGGGUGUCGGACAAGAACCUGCGAAGGCGCAAGGCUCACCUGCAGUACCUCCUGAAACACCGCCCGCAGAUCCUGUCCCCGGUGCUGCCGGUGAGCUGCAGGGCCCCAGCGCAGCUGCAGAGGCUGCGGGCCAAACUUCUGUCGGUGGCGGAGCACCGCGAGAUCUUCCCCAACCUGCACCGCGUGCUGCCCCGCUCCUGGCACGUCCUGGAGGAGUUGCACUUCCAGCGGCCGCAGGCGGAGCGCCUGUGGCUUAGCUGGUGGGACUCGGCCCGCCUGGGCCUGCAGGCGGGGCUGACGGAGGACCGGCUGCAGAGCGCGCUCUCCUACCUGCACGAGAGCGGCAAGCUGCUCUACUUCGAGGACAGCCCGGCUCUCAAGGAGCACGUCUUCCACAACCUGCCUCGCCUCAUCGACAUCCUCAACGUCUUCUUCCAGCGGGACGCCAGCCUGCUGCUUCGGAAGCUGCUGCUCGGGGCCCAGGGCGAGGUGGGGAGCCAGGGAAACGGAGCAGGCGCGGCCCUGGCUGGGGAGGGCGGCGCGGACCCCCUGCGGGCCGCCCAGCUCCACCACUACGUGGAGGGCUUCCUGCUGCACGGGCUGCUGCCGGCCCACGUCAUCCGGCUGCUGCUGCGGCCUCACGUCCAGGCCCCCCAGGACCUUCAGCUCCUCCUGGAGCUGCUGGAGAAGAUGGGGCUCUGUUACUGCCUCAACAAGGCCAAGGGCAAGGCUCUGAACGGGGCCUCGGCGGCCUGGUACAAGUUCCCUUGCUACGUGCAGAACGAGGUCCCGCCCGCCGAGGCCUGGAUCGACGGCUCGGGCGGCGCGGCGGCGGCCGCCCUCGCGGGCCAGUCCUUCGUGGCGGAGCAGCUGCAGAUCCGCUACAGUUUCCCCGUGCUCUUCCCGCCCGGCCUGUUCGCCCGCUACAGCGUCCAGAUCAACAGGCACGUGGUGCAGCGCUCGGACGGCAAGUUCCAGAUCUUCGCCUACCGCGGGAAGGUGCCCGUGGUGGUGAGCUACAGGCCCGGCCGCAGCGCCCUCCAGCCCGACACCCUGUCCAUCGCCAGCCACGCCUCCCUGCCCAACAUCUGGACGGCGUGGCAGGCCAUCACCCCGCUGCUCGAGGAGCUGGAUGCCCUGCUUCAGGAGUGGCCCGGCCUCUGCUACACCGUGCACAUCCUCUGCUCCAAGUGCCUUAAGAGAGGCUCCCCCAACCCACACGCCUUCCCAGGGGAGUUGCUAAGUCAGCCCAGGCCAGAGGGCGUCGCUGAGAUCAUCUGCCCCAAAAACGGCAGCGAGCGAGUGAAUGUGGCCUUGGUCUACCCCCCAACGCCCACCGUGAUCAGCCCCUGUUCCAAGAAGAAUGUUGGCGAAAAGCACAGAAACCAGUAAUGGCAGGUGGGGCUAUGGGAAGAGGAAGACAGCUCUGAACCCUCGGGGACCGUCUUGGCUGGUGUCUAAGGGCUGGAACCUCUGCUGGUCUCCCAGCAUGGACAGAUAUGAAAAGUACUUUCAAAGGAUGGAGUGGACAACCCGGACCCUUUGGAAAUGGAGCUGGGAGAAAGGGGAUUGGGGAGGGGGGAAGAAGAAAAGAAGGGGAAAAGACUAUGGAGCAAACGUUUUACAAUCUGAACCUCAGAACUGUGAUCCGCCAAGGAAGAGCUACUUGAAGAGACAGGGGGAAAGCCGAAGAAGGAAGGAAGAAAGGAAGGAAGGAAGGAAGGAAGGAAGGAAGGAAGGAAGGAAGGAAGGAAGGAAGGAAGAGAAAAUCAAGAAAAAAAAGAAAAGAAGGAAGGAAGGUCAAAUGGCCACUCAGGGAUUUUGUUUUCUGUGCACACAUAAGCCAUAGCUGCCGUCCACAUGGCUGGAUCAGAGACUCUGAAGUCAAUUCUGUUCCAUGGGAAAGAGAGACCCUUGCCUGAAGCUCACUGCUGCUGCAGAGCAAUGACCAGUGUAAAAUAUGUAUAUGUUUAUCUUUAUUUUUAUAAUAUGAAAAUACAUUUAAAUUUAUACAGUUGAAAGCUUUUAGCAUUAGUUCACACUGGGUGCAAUAUUCUGCAUGAGAACCGUGCCAAUUUGGGGCUGGUUUCUUGUUUUCCUUCAUGGUUGGGGUCUCUUUCCUGCUCUCGACUUCCUGGUUUUCCCAUCCCCUCACCUGCUCACCUGCAGCCAGGUGGUUUGUGAGGGGAUUCGAGGUCCAUUCUGUUCAUUCUUUGCUGCUAGCCUCUCACCAUGAAAUCGGACAGGAGUAGUCCUGGGCCCCUUCCCGCUGCCACUGUGCAGGAUAUGUAUAAGCCCGCCAGCCCAUGUCCCCUCCGUAGCGGGAGAGCCGGCCAGAUCCACCCUUCUCCGUGGGAGGGGACGUCCUCCGGGAGUCUCCCCUUGCAGUCUGCCCCCAGCCUGGACCUAGCUAUGGGCCCUUCCAAAGCUGGCAUUCUGGGGGCCCGGCAUCCCUCAGAGCCACACUAGAGAAGGCCAUGUAGAGAUGAAAACAUCGGCCCUUCAUGGGGAUUGAGCCUUGGCUCCCAAGGCUUCAACAGCUGGAGGAUACGGACCCCCAAAUGCUGAAAUUCCUCCUGCCGGGCAGGGUCGGGGAGAGCCUUGCUUCCCAGCAGAGGCGCAGCAGGUGUGCUUGCAGACCCCCAUCGCGCCCGCCCCCACAGCUGUUAAUUCACUCACUGAGGUGACCAUUAGGAGAAAUGGCUGCUCGAUGGACCCGCCCCCAUUUCACUGCCCGCAGAGCCCGGCUGAGAAAUCUUACUGCCACCAAAUCGGCUCAGGGACAAUAAAGGUGUCCUAAUGUCCCAGUCUAUCCUGACUUCUCAAGAGCCAGGCACCCUCCAAUCAUUGCAUGAAUGUCCGCCCAGAGGCAUCGGAAAGUAAGCACCCCGGGCGUUUGGGUUUUCCUGCCCGGGAGCGGCAUCCCCUGGGGCUGUGAUUAAAAAAUAAGACUCUGCUAGGUGGUUUCCUGCCCCGGAGCAGCAUCCCCUGGGGCUGUGAUUAAAAAAUAAGACUCUGCUAGGCGGUUUUCUGCAGAGCUCCCAGAAACCGCUCUGGCAUUAUGUGGCCAACGGUCCCCAUCCACGGAGCCCGCGUUCGGGGUAGGGAUGGUGGUGGGCUGCCUCAGUUAUGUGAUGAUGGGGAAUGGACCUCUCUCUCUAUCAGGAAUAAAGGGAUUAAGAGGAGGAGGAGGUCAGACCACGGGCCAGCUGGUGGUCAUCUGUUAGUCCUAAAAAAAGGUAUUGCCCCCUGAAUGCCAGUGGCCUUUACAAGUUCCGCAUCCCUCUGUAAGGCACAGUGGGGGUGGAGGGCUGGAGUCCUCCGCCGGGAGGCCGGCCUCUCUACCCGAGGCCGGCCGGGCCGAGCGGGCGGACGUGCCAAAUGUUCCCGGCCACGAGAACCCGGUUGGACCCGUUUCUCUGUCUCCCUCGUGCUCUCGAAUACUUGAAUAUGCUGGGCGGCUCCGGCCGGAGGCUCCGGGAGCCCGCGAGUGUCCCCGUUUCUCUGUGUAUGUGUGUACAGUGUAAGCAGGCCGGUGCCGUGUCCGUGGUUCUGCGGCCCACCUGUCGGACGCGGGGCGGGUGGGCGCCCUAGGUGUGUGUAUCCGUAUCUAUGCAUAUAGGUCUCUCUCCUUUGUAGCUCGGCAUGAAACAGUGCGGUCCGUCCUAGCCAGAGCGGCCCGGCCCUCCUGCGGAGAUGGCCGAGGGCCCGCCGUGGGCACGAGUCACCCGGAUGCCCGUCUCCUCGUGCGUCCUUGUGGUAGUGUGGAAUGUGUGACGUGUGCUCUCGAGGAACCCCGGGGGGGGGGGGGGGGCAGAGGUGGACCCCCCCUCCCAGCCCGAUCCGCUGGAGAGCCUGCUUCGUCCGAGCAGGGGAGCCAAGCCCGGAUGUCCUGAAAACACUUUCUGCCAUGCAGGAAUAUUUGCCACCGACGCGGGGAAUUCCGCAUCCUCCUCCCACGCAGGGAAAGGACUGACCCGGCGCCAGGGGAGGCUGGAUCGGCAUUUCGGGAACGUGGAGGGACGAAGCGACACAAAGCACAAGAGGGGCUCCCGGCCUCCUGGACCCCUCUCGGGACUCAGAGGAGCUGCCCAGAGCGGUGACGACGGCUCGAGUCCGCGUCCAGGCAGCUGCUAGGACUGAACAGGGCUGCCCACAUACGUCCGACCGUUCACACCUGACGCUUGGGCGAUAGACUCUCCUAAAGAUGAGCAAGGGCCGGCUGGCUUUGGUGGACCCUCCGGUGGGUUUUUCUCAUGCCACAGUUUGUGAAAUGUAAUUGCAGUUGACUGUCAAAUCGUCUUAAAUGGGCAGAAUUUAAAAAAAUAAAAAUUCUUGCCCUGGAAAAUUUAAAUAAAAGGAAAAGGAAA
Messenger RNA from Sarcophilus harrisii (Tasmanian devil), 6668 nucleotides. RefSeq names its product malignant fibrous histiocytoma amplified sequence 1 (gene MFHAS1). Bases 445 to 3690 code for a protein of 1081 amino acids. The transcript is spliced from 3 exons. NCBI's taxonomy places the organism in Eukaryota, Metazoa, Chordata, Mammalia, Dasyuromorphia, Dasyuridae. Gene Ontology annotation, molecular function: protein binding. The record is from RefSeq and is a predicted model, not a curated record.